CUAUAAAGCAUGCAAGUUUCGCUGCAAAUUAUAUUACCAAAUAAUAUUUUUUUCUCUAUCAAAUGGAUCCUGCUGAUUAUGAUCUAAUGGAUUCAGCUUUAUACGAAGCACUGGUGGAAGGAAACCAAGAAGAAGUAGAUGAAGCUCUUUGGUCCAAGAUGGUGACGCCAAAGGGAAACACUAUGCUUCAUAUCGCGGCUCUAUAUGGUCACACGCAUUUGGUGCAAAAGAUUCUGGAAAAGCACAGAUCUUUGUUAUGUGCAGUGAACAACAAAAAUGAAACUGCGCUUCACAUUGCUGCCAGGGAAGGCCACACUGGCGUAGUCUCUGAGCUCAUCCGCUGUGCCAAAGCGCGGCCAGAGCUAGAAUCUGGGAUAGGAGGAGCGAGAGAUAUGGUGAGGAUGAUGGAUGGCGAUAAAGACACAGCUUUGCACAAGGCUGUGAGGAAAGGGCAUUUGGAAGUUGUUAAAUUGGUGGUGAAAGAGGAUCCGGAAUUUGAGUUUGGUGCCAAUGAGGCAGGGGAAACCCCACUUUACCUAGCUGCAGAGCUGCAAUUUCAUCAGUGUUUGGUCGAAAUCUUGAACAAUUCCCAGAGACCUGUUUUCGAUGGACCUCUUGGCCGAACUGCCCUUCAUGCAGCAAUAAUUCAUAGUGAACCCCCAAAAGAUUCCACAAAGCUAUUGUUGGAAAAAGAAGCAUCUUUGUGUGAGGUGGGUGAUGAUUGGGGCUGGACACCAUUGCACUAUGCUGUAAGACUAAAUAAUGAGAAAGCUGUUGAGCAGAUUCUGCAAGUAAAGAGCAGUGCAGCAUACAUCCCAGCAGGGGGCAAAGAAGGUGAGUGGACAACUGCACUUCAUAUAGCAGUAAGUGAAGACUCUGUUGUAUUGUUCAAACAGAUAUUACAGCAUUGCCCACUCUGCUGGGAAAUGGUUGAUAGCAAAGGUCGAAAUAUCCUUCAUGAAGCAAUCUUGAAUGAUGCAAGAAAGGCUAUAAAAUUUAUCUUAAAUUCUCCAAAAAUGGAUCACCUUGUUGAUGAGAGAGACGAGGAUGGCAACACUCCUCUACAUUUGGUUGCAGCUUCCAACAACUAUGUGCCAGAAUUGAUCCAUCAUCCUAGGUUGAGUGGCGCCAUGGUUUUUAACAAACAACACUUGACUCCAUUGGACAUUGCAUCUCGGGUGGGAUCAGGCUCAGUUGGCAAGCGUGGCGACCUAACAAUGAAAACAAAGAGGAACAACGAAACCAGGAUGGAAAUGACACAGGAAAUGAGAGUUCCUAAGGAAAGGUCUGUUAGUAGUGCGGGGAAGAUGGCUAAGGCACACAUUGUGGUGGUGGCUCUAAUAGUCACAGUGACCUUUGCAGCGGGGAUGGCAGUGCCAGGAGGGUACAACGACGACAAUCAGGGCGAAAAGCAAGCAGGGAUGCCAAUUCUGUUAAGAAAAUCUGCUUUCAAAGCAUUUGUUGUUACUAAUGCUAUUGGCUUUGUGGCCUCCAUAUCUUCUCUGAUUGGAUACAUCAUGUUGGUGGAAGAAAUUUCGAGCUUUGGGAGACCAAAAGUUGUUCGCAAGCUUGUUUGCUUCUCGAUUCUUUUGCUUGAUUUAUCGUUGACAGCGCUGAUACUUGCAUUCAUAACGGGGAUGUUUGCAGUUUUAACAGUACAUUCAUCUGCUGUUGCGGUGGGAGUAUGCAUUGGCGUCUCCAUAUGUAUCAUUGGCAUCAUUAGUGUCCUCCUCUUCUUGGGGUACAAUGAACACUGGUGGAUUGUAAGAAAAUUAUUCAACUUUUUCAACAAACUUGUUCUCUAUCAAAUGGAUCCUGCAGCUGCUUCUUUACCCUUGGGUUAUGAUCUAAUGGAUUCAGCUUUAUACGAAGCAAUGGUGGAAGGAAACGAAGAUUUAGAUGAAGCUCUUUGGGACAAGAUGGAACAACAUGGCGGCCGCCAGGUAACGCCAAAGGGUAACACUAUCCUUCAUAUCGCGGCUCUAUAUGGUCACACGCAUUUCGUGCAAAAGAUUCUGGAAAAGCACACAUCUUUGUUGUGUAUCGUGAACAAGAAAAAUGAAACUGCCCUUCACAUUGCUGCCAGGGAAGGCCACACUGCCGUCGUCUCUGCGCUCAUCUGCUGUGCCAAAGCGCGCCCAGAGCUAGAAUCUGGGAUAGGAGGAGCAAGAGAUAUGGUGAGGAUGAUGGAUGGCGAUAAAGACACAGCUUUGCACAAGGCGGUGAGGAAAGGGCAUUUGGAAGUUGUUAAAUUGGUGGUGAAAGAGGAUCCGGAAUUUGAGUUUGGUCCCAAUGAGGCAGGGGAAACCCCACUUUACCUAGCCGCAGAGCUGCAAUUUCAUGAGUGUUUGCUCGAAAUCUUGAACAAUUCCCAGAGACCUGUUUUUGAUGGACCUCUGGGCCGAAAUGCGCUUCAUGCAGCAAUAAUUCAUAGUGGGGGCCCAAAAGAUUCCACAAAGUUAUUGUUGGAAAAAGAAGCAUCUUUGUGUGAGGUGGGUGAUGAUUGGGGCUGGACACCAUUGCACUAUGCUGUAAGACUAAAUAAUGAGAGAGCUGUUGAGCAGAUUCUGCAAGUAAAGAGCAGUGCAGCAUACAUCCCAGCAGGAGGCAAAGAAGGUGAGUGGACAACUGCAGUUCAUAUAGCAGUAAGUGAAGACUCUAUUGUAUUGUUCAAACAAAUAUUACAGCAUUGCCCACUCUGUUGGGAGAUGGUUGAUAGCAAAGGUCAAAAUGUCCUUCAUGAAGCAAUCUUGAAUGAUGCAAGAAAGGUUAUGAAAUUUAUCUUAAAUUCUCCAAAAAUGGAUCACCUUGUUGAUGAGAGAGAUGAGGAUGGUGACACUCCCCUACAUUUGGUUGCUGCUUCCAACAACUAUGUGCCAAAAUUGAUCCCUCAUCCUAGACUGAAGGGUACUGUGAUAUUUAAUAAACAGAACUUGACGCCACUGGACAUUGCUUAUCAAGAACCAGCUUUGGUUGCCUUAAAACCUAUUCUAAUUAAAGUUGGUUGGAAGCGGGGUUGGCGUGGUGACCUAACAAAGAAAACAAAGACGAAUGCUUUCAACAAUGGUGGAACCAGCAGGACGCAGAUGAUACAGAAAAGGAAGGAUCGCGAGGAAAUGUAUAUUAAUAGUGUGGAGAAGGUAGCUAAGACACACAUUCUGGUGGCGACUCUAAUAGCAACAGUAACCUUUGCAGCCGGAAUCACAUUACCAGGUGGCUACAACAACACUCUGGGUGAAACCACUCAAGGGAUGGCAAUUUUAUUAGGAAAAUCAGCUUUCAAAGCGUUUGUUAUUACCAAUGCUAUUGGUUUUGUGUGUUCCAUUGCCUCACUAACUGGAUACAUGCGGUUGGUGGGAGAAGUCUCGGAUACUAAGAGAUUAGAAAUUCUGGAAAAUGUUGGUUUUUACUCAGCUCUUAUGCUUGAUUUAUCCUUGACAGCAGUUGUGCUUGCAUUUGCAACGGGGAUGUUUGCAGUUUUAACACAUUCAUCGGCCCUUGCAGUGGGGCUAUGCAUCAGUAUUUGUAUAGUUGUCUUAGGCCUCAUCAGUUUCCCUGUCUUCAUAGGUUACAAAGAAAAAGGGCUCAUUGUAAGCAAAUUUAAAAAAUACGUGAUAAUAAAGAAAGCUUAAUUAGCUCUCAAUCUCAGAUUCUCAGCUCUCAUGCAUACAACCUAACUUGCAUUGUAGACAUUUUGGUUAGAUACCUUUAUGUAGUUAGUUGGUUUAGCAUUAUAUUUAUAGUUUUAUGCCUGCAAUACUCCUACCUGAAUAUGGAGAAUAUUUCUGCUAAAAGGCCGGCGUUCUGGAUUCCCUUUAAUUUGGUGUGGUGUAAUUGAAAAAGAUUCCAACUUUAAUUUGAAUAUAAUCAGCAAUUUUGUGCUGAAAA
This is a messenger RNA of Ipomoea triloba (trilobed morning glory), 3888 nucleotides long. RefSeq lists its product as uncharacterized. The transcript is spliced from 5 exons. The record is from RefSeq and is a predicted model, not a curated record. Lineage: Eukaryota; Viridiplantae; Streptophyta; Magnoliopsida; Solanales; Convolvulaceae. Gene Ontology annotation, molecular function: protein phosphatase 1 binding; protein phosphatase regulator activity. Bases 63 to 3632 code for a protein of 1189 amino acids. Gene Ontology annotation, cellular component: plasma membrane.